AUGUGCUAUCUCGUCGUUGAACGGUACUCAGUGUGCCGCUGCUUAUACUACAAGCACAAUGUCGACAUGUGCGCGGCAUACGGUCAGCAAGGGCACCCAAUUCAAGAGAGAACCGUGCUACCAUGGUUCGCACCGACACCAAUCGUCACGGCGGCAACGGAGAUGAAACAUAUUGUCUUCGGUAACGGGUUAUGCAUCAUGGCAGAUCUUUCCUCUCGUGCGCUUCGAGUUCGA
Messenger RNA from Hyaloscypha bicolor E, 234 nucleotides. RefSeq lists its product as uncharacterized. The transcript is spliced from 2 exons. The record is from RefSeq and is a predicted model, not a curated record. The annotation marks the transcript as partial. Lineage: Eukaryota; Fungi; Ascomycota; Leotiomycetes; Helotiales; Hyaloscyphaceae.